Molecule: messenger RNA, 616 nt
Organism: Brassicogethes aeneus
Lineage: Eukaryota; Metazoa; Arthropoda; Insecta; Coleoptera; Nitidulidae
Source: the annotation of a GenBank genome assembly
CAGCGGGCCACAGUGGAAAAUCAAAGAGAACACAAUGAAGUUGAUUUUCUUUGCUGCCUUCGUGGCCUUGAGUUACGCAAGACCACAAACACAGACAUCUGAGCCAAUUCCGAUAGUGAAAUACGAAAAUGAGGGGGUUAACGCUGAUGGAUCCUAUCAGUGGAGCUACGAGACUGGAAACGGCAUCAAGGCCGACGAGCAAGGACAGCUGAAAAACGCGGGCGCCGAAAACGAGGCCCAAGAGGCGCAGGGCUCUUUCUCCUACACUGCCGACGACGGAACGGUCAUCUCCCUGCAAUACAUAGCCAACGAGGAGGGAUUCCAACCCGUGGGAGAUCAUCUCCCCACCCCUCCUCCAAUCCCCCCGGCGAUCCAGAAGGCUCUGGAGUGGCUCGCCGCCCACCCAGAACCCGAGGAGAAAGGGGCAGCCUCCAAUGUGCAGCCUGUUUAUAAGGCUUUGCCUCAAAAGAGAUACUAAAUAUGAGCUGGUUGUAUAAAGCUUGUACUCACUCUGCUAAUGUAAGUGUUCUAUUAAUAAUUUUUAUGAAAUUUAUGUGAAUUUUGUAAAAGUUUAAUAAUUGAUUGUAUAUAGUUUAUUUUUUAUUUUUGUAUGAAU